This is a messenger RNA of Aplosporella prunicola CBS 121167, 999 nucleotides long. RefSeq lists its product as uncharacterized. Lineage: Eukaryota; Fungi; Ascomycota; Dothideomycetes; Botryosphaeriales; Aplosporellaceae. Bases 1 to 999 code for a protein of 332 amino acids. Gene Ontology annotation, cellular component: nucleus; cytosol; protein kinase CK2 complex. The record is from RefSeq and is a predicted model, not a curated record. Gene Ontology annotation, molecular function: protein serine/threonine kinase activity; ATP binding. Gene Ontology annotation, biological process: regulation of transcription by RNA polymerase I; protein phosphorylation; DNA damage response. The transcript is spliced from 7 exons.
AUGGCGCGUGUGUAUGCAGAUGUAAACGCCAACAUGCCCCGGUCCUACUGGGACUACGACAGCGUCAACAUCUCCUGGGGCGUGCUGGAGAAUUACGAGGUUGUGCGCAAGAUCGGCCGCGGCAAGUAUUCCGAGGUCUUUGAGGGCAUCAACGUCGUCAACUACCAGAAAUGCGUCAUCAAGGUCCUCAAGCCCGUCAAGAAGAAGAAGAUAAAGCGUGAGAUCAAGAUCCUGCAGAAUCUGUCGGGCGGGCCCAACAUCGUCGCCUUGUUGGACGUCGUCCGCGACAACCAGAGCAAGACUCCCUCACUCAUCUUCGAAUACGUGAACAACACCGAUUUCAGGAGUCUGUACCCGAAGUUCCAGGACUACGAUGUCCGCUUCUACAUCUUUGAGCUGCUGAAGGCCCUGGACUUCUGCCACAGCAAGGGCAUCAUGCACCGCGACGUGAAGCCGCACAAUGUCAUGAUUGACCACGAGAAGCGCAAGCUGAGACUGAUCGACUGGGGUCUUGCCGAAUUCUACCACGCCGGUACCGAGUACAACGUCCGCGUCGCGUCGCGUUACUUCAAGGGCCCUGAGCUUCUCGUCGACUUCCAGGAGUACGACUACUCGCUCGACAUGUGGUCUUUGGGCGCCAUGUUUGCGUCGAUGAUCUUCCGCAAGGAGCCCUUCUUCCACGGCAACAGCAACUCCGAUCAGCUGGUUAAGAUCGCCAAGGUUCUGGGUACCGAGGAUCUUUUCGAUUACCUUGACAAGUACGACAUUGAGCUUGAUGCCCAGUACGAUGACAUCCUUGGCCGCUUCCCCAAGAAGAGCUGGCAUAGCUUUAUCAACGCCGAGAACCAGAGGUUCGUCAGCAAUGAUGCGAUUGACUUCCUUGAUAAGCUUUUGCGCUACGAUCACCAGGAACGUCUGACGGCCAAGGAAGCCAUGGCUCACCCCUACUUCAACCCGGUCCGCCAAGCCGCGCUCCAGAACAGCGCGAGCACGUCUUGA